Molecule: messenger RNA, 2813 nt
Organism: Aricia agestis (brown argus)
Lineage: Eukaryota; Metazoa; Arthropoda; Insecta; Lepidoptera; Lycaenidae
Product: 4-coumarate--CoA ligase 1-like
Exons: 10
Coding region: 489-2174 (561 amino acids)
Biological process (GO): long-chain fatty acid metabolic process; fatty-acyl-CoA biosynthetic process
Cellular component (GO): mitochondrion
Molecular function (GO): long-chain fatty acid-CoA ligase activity
Source: RefSeq, a predicted model, not a curated record
UUGUUUUUGUGAAAAUUGUGUAUUGUUAUGUGAACUAAACUUAACAAACUCAGUUUUUACAAAUUCAAGUUAAUUGAAACAUAAAAAUCUGACAAGGAUAUCCUAUCCCCAUAAUAUCCUAAUACACACAUACAAACAUAAACGCACACAUACACACCUGUGGAGUUUUAUCGCCCCAAUUUAAGAUGGCGCUAGCUGUCGCAUCAAAUGUCAAUUCUUGAGCCGUCAAACUCUUCUAAAAGACUUUGCCCUUUGGACCUGUCUGCAGGUUGUUUACUUCAGUGAUUUGCGUUAAAAAUAAUAUAAUUUAUUUUUUAAUGCAAAUUUAUUAUUUUAUAAAAUAUUUAUGUAAUUACAUUAAAGCAGUGUUACAACAUAGCAACUGCCUGUGGAACGUGAUCUUUAGAAGUAAUAAGAAACACUUUUUCAACUUGUUUUGAGAUUGCGAAAACUUUGUUUUCAACUUUCUUCUCAAGCAGGUUCAAAAAAUGGCUUCAGCUCUUAGAAGAUCAGCAAAUCACUUUUUAAAAAGAAGAAUAUUGCCAGUAGCAUACAGAGGGAACAGCAGUGAUGCUAAUAUAUUGAAGUCUAAUCUGAAAGACAUUAAAGUACCAAACUUAACUAUUGACGAAUAUGUGUGGCAAAACUUGGACAGAUGGCCUGACAAGACUUCCACGGUAUGCGCGUUCACGGGCCACGGCUACACGUACGCACAGACACAUAGGAUGUCUGUUUGCUUCGCUGCGUCACUUCGCACGAAACUGAAGCUGCAAGACGGUGAUAAAGUAGCAGUGAUUCUACCGAACAUACCAGAAUAUCCUUGCACGGCUUUGGGUAUUAUUGAAGCCGGGUGUGUGCCCGCGACUAUGAACCCUGCGUAUACGGCCGUGGACCUGAAACCGCUGUUUGAAAUCGCCGAAUGCAAAGCGGUCGUCACCACCAAGCUAUCCUACCCUAACGUGAAGGCAGCUCUCAUCGAAAUGCAACAAAACAUACCAGUCAUUCUAGUAGACAACGAAAAUCUACCUGAAGGGACGAUAAAGUUUGCAGAAUUCGCUGAAGAUUUUGCCAUAGACACCAACUGUUUAAAGACUGUCAAAAGAAGCCCAAAGGAUAUUGGGAUUCUGCCGUAUUCCAGUGGUACUACCGGUCUACCGAAGGCUGUGGCGCUAACGCAUAACUCUAUUAUAGCGCUGCAUGAGAUGAUGUUCGAUCCAAGUGCAGUGUCUGUGCCUGAGACGACUGACUCCCACCAAUCAGUGAUUCCGGCGGUGCUCCCGUUCUUCCACAUAUUCGGUCUGAACAUCGUGAUGUUGAAUCUCAUGUCGCGCGGAGUGAAGUUAGUCACGCUUCCGUCGUUCAAACCUGAAGUUUUCCUUGAGACGAUCGUGAAGUACCGAGUGCGGGACUUGUACGUUGUUCCGCCUAUUGCGAUGUUCCUUGCCAAGCACCCCGCAGUGACUCCCGCGCACAUGGAGUCGGUGCGCGAGGUCAUCAGCGGAGCGGCUGCCCUCCCUGCGGCUGACGCUGAGACGAUCGUCAGCAAGAAUAACAAGAUCCAGAUACGUCAAGGCUACGGUAUGACAGAGACGAGUGGAGCCAUAAGCGUCCUCCUUCGAGGGCAGCCGAACAACCACGCGUCCGUCGGCAGCGUGUUCGGUUCCUGCCGGAUCAGGGUCGUGGAUCCUAAUACUGGGGAGAACGUUGGUGUUGGGAAGGAGGGUGAACUCUGGCUAUCCGGGCCUAAUAUAAUGCAGGGUUACUACCGCAACCAGCAGGCCACAGACGAAGUGAUGGAUAACGGCUGGUUCAAGUCCGGAGACAUCGGGAAGUACGACGAAAACGGCUUGGUGUAUCUCACUGAUAGGAUAAAGGAGUUGAUCAAGGUGAAAGGUUUCCAAGUCGCGCCUGCGGAGUUAGAGGCGAUUCUUCUCACCCACCCCGCCGUAGCUGAUUGUGCCAUCAUGGGCAUCCCGGAUGCUAUGUCAGGUGAAGUACCCAAAGCGUUUGUCGUCACAAAACCGGGUAAGAGCUUAGCCGAUGAGGAGGUUAUGCAGUAUGUUAACACCAAAGUCAUUUCAUACAAGAACAUUAAGAAAGUGCAGUUCAUUGAUACGAUACCUAAGAGCCCGGCUGGGAAGAUACUGAAGAAGGAAUUGAAGAAGUAUUGUUAAUGUGUCUAAGCCAGUGCUUCCCAACCCGUGGUCCGCGCACCCGUGGGGGUCCGCGACCAUAUGUUUGGGCGUCCGUGGUGUCUUCUCUGGACCAUUAUACGUAAUCCAUUUUUUUGUUUUUAGUUUGUUAAGGGGGCUUGAGUUCUUAUUUCCUAAGGGUUCGUGGCUCAAAAAGGUUGGGAAACAUUGGUCUAAGCGAUAAAACAUACUAAUGUUAGGCGAAAGUGUGUCCGUCUGUUAUCUCUUCACGUUUACGUCGCUGAUUUCGAAGAAAUUUAUGCAGAAGAGUUCCGCAAAAGGACGUAGCAUAGUUUUAUUUUCGGAAGAACAUACGGUUUCUAGUGAAUUAAUAACUAAAAAAGUAAGUAUGAACAAUGAGAAUCCGAAUUUGUAGCGGAUAAGUCCACUUAAAUAGAAAACAGUACAACUAUGACUGUACUAGCUUAUGUCGGCCGCAACAAUGACGACCAAUCAGGAGUACAGUUAAAGGUGCAAUUUUAACAGAAUAAGUUUUUAUACAGUAACCGUUUUUAUAACAAAGAAUUAUAGUUUAAUAAGUCUUAACCAGUCCAUAAUUUGACUGAAGCGAAUAAAGCACGACACUGCAUCGACAUGGGCGUACCCAGGUUCUGGGCCAGG